Nematostella vectensis (starlet sea anemone) is the source of this 1598-nucleotide messenger RNA. RefSeq lists its product as uncharacterized. The record is from RefSeq and is a predicted model, not a curated record. NCBI's taxonomy places the organism in Eukaryota, Metazoa, Cnidaria, Anthozoa, Actiniaria, Edwardsiidae. The transcript is spliced from 3 exons. Bases 299 to 1093 code for a protein of 264 amino acids. Gene Ontology annotation, molecular function: oligosaccharide binding.
CUCCCUUGGUACGAGUCCCUCGUCCGUUUGCGCGCCACAGGAUUCCUAUAACCAUGGGAAAAGCAUAACCAUUUUCCGAGAACCCUUCUAAGUACCACCCAAGCUAGACUGAGAAGUCUUUCCAGUAUACCUCCAUAUGCAAAGUCAUUCUUCACCCCUGGUUUAUUUCUAAGCUCCUAUUCUAUUUCCCUCGUAUUUGACAUGGACUGAAAGGUUAUAUCCAUACCGUAUUGACCGGUCAGAAUGCGCAUGUAUAUCUGAUGUGAUUUUUUUUCUAACACAGACACGCUGUUAUGACAUGCCAUGCUUGAAUGGUGGUACAUGCCAAGCGAGUUACCAUGACGACAACUACUCGUGCACCUGUCGCCCAGAGUACCCGGGAAGAAAUUGUGACGAAGCGGGUCUAAGGCCAGAGACCCCUGCGCGCUCCUGCAAGCAGAUACGGGAUGACGUAAGACCGCCCCUCCAAAUCAACAGCGGGCAGUUCUGGCUUGAUCCUGCGGGAAUUCAGGAGUCAUUGCCCAGUUUCUGCGAUAUGGCCACGGAUGGAGGAGGUUGGACUCUUGUUAUGCGAUACCUCAUCACCAUCAUUCCGCCGGUUUUUGUGUACUCGUCAAGCUAUCAAACCAUAAAGGAUUACAAUCGUGGGGACGUCCUGCCAAAUGUGUAUGCUUACGCUCAGCUGAGAACCCACAUUGGGUUUGUACAGCUAAGAUUUCGAUGUUAUAAGCAGUCUGUCGGACGGACCAUCGACAUCAUGACCACCAACGAUAGCGCAGGCGCCGCUGUCCUACACCAUUUCCUUGACUCCUCUUCUCCUCCGCCAGCCUGUGGCUCUUUUGUCCGGUUACCGGACGACAACUCCAAUCUGACGCGGAGCUGCAUGAAGUGGGGGUUAGCUGGAUCGCAAACGAUGGUUAAUCAGUGGUCAAGGAGUGACUACUUAGGUCCUUCUAGGAUCUUUGCUGACCCCAUCGUGUGGUUCGGAGCCCGUAGUUUCAAUGCCCAUCUUAACGGCCCGAAGUACCCGAGGUGCGACGACUAUGUUGAUUCAGUGUCUAUCGGUGAUUACUGGGAGAUAUAUUUCCGUUGAUGGUCCAAGUUCAUGCAAGAAUCUCCGCUGGCGUUUUAUGUUUCGGGACUCACAACUGCUUCCCUCACCACACUAGGUGUUAACGAAUUUUAUUUUUAGGAGACUAAUUUAGACUCCAUUGAUGCAAGGUGUUAAUAGACAAUAUAAAACUCGACUGGGAGAAAUCAGUCAAAUUAAGAAAAAAAGAAUAGUUCUGUAUAAGAAUGAAGUUCUGUGUAAGAAUGAAGCCAUUAGCGCAAAAUCCUGGCUAAAAAUGGUACACACAUUGUAAAUGGUAUAAAUAUUAAGUUAUUCUUAAUGAAAUUAACCAAUUAGAAAGUACAAUAGGACACAUCACUAGCUAUCUUAGAAUUCAAAAACAUUUUUUAGAUUCUGUUGUUAUUUAUGAACGCAUAGCCUUUGUUUCUUAGAAUGGAGACUAGAGUUCGCGAGGCGCAUGACGUCACAAGUCAAUAGUCGGGCGCACUCUGCUCGGAGACCCAGCUGUCUUUCUGAUGUUUUGCGC